UGUUUUGAGGACAAGCAAAGUUUGUUCUUGUGCUCCGGAGAUGCUGACUUGAAGCAUCUAAGAGGGCAAAUUAACUCGACGCGUUUGAUUUGUUCGUCUUCACGUUUGCUUUCUCUCAGUGGAAGUCUUUGUUAUUAUUGUUAAUGUUAUUGUUAGUCACGGUCACAUCAGCGUUAGAAGACGGACUCAUGAUCAGGACAAGACUGCUGUUCUCUGAUAGUUAAGGUACAACCCUGACUAAGAUGGCCAUGUCACUGCAGCGAUCCAGGACCGUCUUAUUGACUAUGGCCUUCUCUUUCCUGCCUUGCAUCACCUCCUCCCUCAACCUGGAGGACCCAAACGUCUGCAGCCACUGGGAGAGAUAUUCAGUGACAGUGCAGGAGUCGUAUGCCCAUCCUUUUGACCAGAUUUAUUACACCAGCUGCACAGACAUCCUCAACUGGUUCAAGUGUACCAGACACAGAGUGAGCUACAAGACUGCCUAUCGCAGAGGAGAAAAAACCAUGUACCGCAGAAAAUCCCAAUGCUGUCCAGGAUUCUUUGAAAACGGAGAGAUCUGUGCUCCUCAAUGCUCAGAGAGCUGUGUUCACGGUCACUGUAUGGCCCCCAACACCUGUCAGUGUGAGCCUGGAUGGGGGGGCUCCAACUGCUCCAGUGCAUGCGAUGGUGACCACUGGGGCCCUCACUGCAGUCACAGAUGUCAGUGCCAGAACAAGGCUCUCUGCAACCCCAUUACCGGAGCCUGUAUCUGCACUCCUGGGUACAAAGGUUGGCGCUGUGAGGACGCUUGUGACGUUGACACCUAUGGUAAUGGUUGCCAGCAGAAAUGCCAGUGCCAGAAUGGAGCUCGCUGUCACCAUGUGACUGGAGAAUGCAAGUGCUCAUCUGGAUACACCGGAGCUUUUUGUGAGGACCUGUGCCCGCCAGGUAAACAUGGACAGCAGUGUGAAGAAAGGUGCCCGUGUCAGAAUGGCGGAGUUUGUCAUCACGUGACCGGAGAGUGCUCGUGUCCAGCAGGAUGGAUGGGUACAGUCUGCGGACAGCCAUGUCCAGAGGGGAGAUUUGGUCCAAACUGUUCUCAAGAAUGUCAGUGUCACAACAAUGGAUUAUGUUUUUCAUCCAGUGGACAGUGUCUUUGCAGCCCUGGGUACACAGGAGAACGGUGUCAGGACGAGUGUCCAGUUGGCACUUACGGUGCUGGCUGCGCAAAGACGUGUCGCUGUAAGAACAACAGCAAAUGCUACCACAGCAACGGAAAAUGUCUUUGUGAGCCUGGCUACACGGGCGAGACCUGUGACGUCCGACUCUGCCCAGAAGGACACUACGGCUUCCGCUGUGAUAAGAAGUGUCCGUGCCACGCCCAGUAUACCCAGAGUUGCCAUCCAAUGUCAGGAGAGUGCACGUGUCUGUCAGGUUGGUCUGGCCUCUACUGCAAUGAGUCGUGCACCCCGGGCUUCUACGGGGAGUCCUGCCAGCAGGUGUGCCAGUGCCAGAACGGUGCAGACUGCCACAGUGUGACAGGAGCGUGUGUUUGUGCUCCAGGCUUCACGGCUUUGGACUGCUCAGUGCCGUGCCCUGCAGGAUCUCAUGGAGCCAAAUGCUCUUCCACCUGUAACUGCAAGAAUGGAGCUCAAUGCUCACCUGUGGAUGGGUCCUGCUUCUGUAAACCAGGGUGGCAUGGAGUGGACUGCUCUAUCAACUGUCCCAGUGGUACGUGGGGUCUCGGCUGUAACAUGACCUGUCUGUGUGGAAAUGGAGGUGCAUGUGAUGCCGUGACUGGUCACUGUACCUGUGCUGCAGGCUGGAGAGGCCAGAGAUGUGAACUCCAUUGCCAGGGGGGUACCUAUGGUCUCAGCUGUAAAGAGCGCUGUGACUGCAGUCACGCCGACGGAUGUCACCACUCCACCGGACACUGCCGCUGCCUGCCUGGUUGGACAGGUAUCCAUUGUGACAGUGUGUGUGCAGAGGGCCGCUGGGGCCCAAACUGCUCACUUGCCUGCCACUGCAAGAACGGAGCGUCUUGCACCCCAGAUGAAGGAACCUGUGAGUGUGCGCCAGGAUUCAGAGGCCCCACCUGUCAGAGGAUCUGCUCCCCGGGUUACUUUGGUCACCGUUGUAGUCAGACAUGUCCGCAGUGCGUCCACAGCAAUGGACCAUGUCACCAUAUCAGCGGCCAGUGUGACUGCCUCCCCGGCUUCAAGGGAGCACUUUGCAAUGAGGUGUGUCCCAGUGGUUACUAUGGUAAGAAGUGCACCAUGAGCUGCAGGUGCACCAACAAUGGCACCUGUAACCCCAUCGAUGGAUCCUGCCAGUGUUUUCCAGGAUGGAUCGGCAGUGACUGUUCACAGCCAUGUCCGCCUAGACAGUGGGGGCCAAACUGCAUCCACACGUGUAACUGCCACAAUGGAGCUCGUUGCAGUGCUUACGAUGGAGAAUGCAAGUGCACCCCGGGAUGGACCGGCCUUUAUUGCACACAACGUUGUCCUUUGGGGUUUUAUGGCAAAGACUGUUCACAGACAUGCCAAUGCAGGAAUGGGGCAGACUGUGACCACAACUCUGGACAGUGCACCUGUCGCACUGGCUUUAUGGGACAGCAUUGCGAACAAAAGUGUCCUUCUGGUUCAUAUGGUUAUGGCUGCCGUCAGGUGUGUGACUGUCUCAAUAACGCCACCUGUGAUCACAUCACUGGCACAUGUUACUGCCAACCAGGCUGGAAGGGGGUCCGUUGUGACCAAGCCGCCGUCGUCAUUGGCAGCCUCAACACUUUGACAAGUGCCGCCAUGCAGGUGGACACCUACCAGAUCGGCGCCAUCGCAGCAAUCAUCGUGCUGGUACUACUGGUGCUCUUCUUCCUCCUCCUCUUCAUCAUCUAUAGGAAGAAGCAGAAAGGAAAAGAAGCGGCCAUGCCAGCAGUAACUUACACCCCUGCUAUGAGAGUGACAGCUGACUACACCAUCACAGAUGCUCAGCCACCACAUGACAUUCACCCCAGUAAUUACUUCACCAACCCCAGCUACCACACUCUGACACAGUGCAUCAGCCUACAACAUGUUAAUAACUCUCCAUAUGAAAAAGCUAAGAACAACAUGUUUGCCAACUUAAAGGAUGUGAAGGAAAGAAAGCGAUAUCCUCUUCCUGAUGCCGCCGGCACCCUGCCAGCUGGAUGGAAACAUGAGGACAGCGUCAACGAACUGGGAGCCUGUGGAAAUGACAGGAGGUGUACAGGGAAGUCUUUACGAGACCUGGUGAAAGGCACACAGUAUCAUGGCAGCUCCUGCUCCCUGAACAGUACAGAAAACCCUUACGCCACCAUCAAGGACCCUCCCCUCCUGAUUAGCAAAAACACAGACUGCGGCUACGUGGAAAUGAAGUCGCCUGCGAGACGGGACUCACCCUAUGCCGAAAUCAGCCACAGCAGUGUAACCAGUAAUAAGAAUGUAUAUGAAAUCGAACCAACAGUCAGCACGACUUGCUCCACCGGACAAAAAAGUGAAUGCAUGCAUCAAGGCCAGGAUCUUUACGACCUACCAAAAAACAGCCAUAUUUCUUGUCACUAUGAUGUGCUGCCUGCCCGAGAAAGUCCGACGUCAGAUCCCAAGAAGAUGGACAGCGACUGAAUAUCUAGUCAUUCCAUGCAGAGAAAAGGUUUUAACUACAUCUCCACAACUGGAAGUGCAAAAAUGGCACACUUGUUUCCAUCCAGAUGUUACCUGACAUCUGCUUAAGGAAUGACUCAUUCAUAACAGUGGAAAUGUUAUAUUGUUUACGUGUUAUUUGGAUCAGGGUCAGGUUACGUUUGCCCAUCGGGAUUCAAGAACAUUCUGAGUCAAUCAUAUCUUAGUUUUAAUAUCAACAAGUAUAACGUAUGAAGGAGGAUUAUCCGCACGAAGGAAAAUAAACUCUACCAUUAGAAUAAUCUCGUAAAUGUACUUAUACUAAAGCUACUUUGGUGUGCGUUUCUCACAGGCCUUCAGUGAUGUCCUACUUAGUUCGACUUUACCUCCCAAAAUACCGUAAUUUAUGUCAUCACAAGGACACGACUGGAGAUACUAUACAGCAGGGGUCACCAACCUUUUUGAAACCAAGAGCUACUUCUUUGGGUACUGAUUAAUGCGAAGGGCUACCAGUUUGAUACACACUUAAAUAAAUUGCCAGAAAUAGCCAAUUUGCUCAAUUUACCUUUAAUAAAUAAAUCUAUAUAUAUUUUAAAAAAAAAUGGGUAUUUCUGUCUGUUUUCCGUCGUACAUUUUUAUUCCUUUUACGGAAGGUUUUUUGUAGAGAAUAAAUGAUGAAAAAAACACUUAAUUGAACGGUUUAAAAGAGGAGAAAACUUGAAAAAAAUGAAAAUUAAAUUUUGAAACAUAGUUUAUCUUCAAUUUCGACUCUUUAAAAUUCAAAAUUCAACCGAAAAAUAUGAAGACAAAAACAAGCUAAUUCGAAUAUUUUUGAAAAAAUUUUAAAAAGAAUUUAUGGAACAUCAUUAGUAAUUUUUCCUGAUUAAGAUUAAUUUUAGAAUUUUGAUGACAUGUUUUAAAUAGGUUCAUUAACUAAUUAACUAAUAGGUGUAUUAACUGUAAAUUUUUCAUGAUGGGUGCUGUUAACAUUGUAACAAUAUCCACACAAUAUGUAAACUAUUUCCUCAUUGUUUUUUAUUAUACGAUUUGAUCAGAACAAAGUAAAUAGUGCACAAUAACUAGACAAAAAUUAACUACCACAUACAGUUAUUACGCUUUUAAAUCCUUUAGUUUUUGCCCUUAAAGUCCUCUUGUGUCCAGGAAAUUAUUCCUUCAGAUUGUAAAUAUUCACCAAAAUAAUUAAAAAAUAGCAAUCUAAUCACCUUAGUAUCGCUCAUAUACUGAUACUACCCUUGGUAUCGAUACUAUCAAUAAUUGGAUGGAUCCCACUUCCACUUACGGGUCCACCUGGCCUCUAAGCAGCCAUAUACAUUGUUGCAUUAUCCUCUCUCUAACUCUUAUUCAUCUACUUGUUACAGUCAUUUCCUAUUAAUAUCCACUUACUCUAAUGUAACAUGAUUCAUUUUUCCAUAUCUUAAACUACACGAAGCACUUAAUUAUUCUGUUGUUUCAGCCUAGCAUAGCGAUUGGCAUACCUUCUUGUCUGCUUCCGCUUGUUCUUGACGUAUAACACAUUUAGCCUCAUUUUCCAGUGAUAAUAAUACUUGUAAGAAAUGCAGUUUAUUAGCUGCAAUGCUUUUGGCACGCCAACAUUAGAUUAAACAGAACGUUAGUACUUUUAAGCAAAUAUGUGAAACCUUUUAAUGUCCAUUCCAUACUGGAGGAUACAUCACAUCUGAAUGGCAAUUUUUAAAUGUCACUUGAACAAUAUGACUUUUUUUCUAUGUGGCCUGAAUAGUAUUUCGUAAAAAGUCAUUUUGAAAUGACAUAUGAAGGAUUUGUACCAAAUUUUUCAUAUGUGGUCUAUUGUGUGCCAAAUAAUGUUAGGCGGUAUGUGAUGGCAUACAUUCAAUGCUACAGUUUGCAUCGGAGAAACAUUCCAUUUCAACAAUAUGUGAUUUAUCAAUGUCUCAAAUAUCACCACUAUGUUUACGAAGUUAUGACUUGAUCAAGGAGGUGACCCCAGGAUGCAGAGACGGGAGGCAAGGUAGAAUUACAAAAAGGGAAAAUUUAAUAAGUCCAAAUAGUGUAACAAAAGGCGAUGGGGCAGAAGUGCACACCAUGAAUAAACAGACAAAAACAGGUCCCUCAGUGGUCGGCAGGGGAAAUGGCCAUGGUACACUGAGCACAGCAAAAGGUGCAACACAGAAUCCUCUUUACUUCAGGGAGGCUAGGAAGCAAACACAAAGAGGAGAGGGAUUUCAGGACUAAAGAGAGACAACAUACCAGGACUGACAAAGUGAAGCAGGUGCAUGCACGUGUGAGCUGCAGGAGACAGUAACCGACAGGAGCCAGCUGUCAGUGGCGAGCUUAAAUACUCCUUGGUAGAAAUUUGUUGCAGGCGUGCCUCACUGGGGUUUAAUGAACUAAAGAAAACAGACAUCACCAUAAUAGAGAAGGCAGGGAAAUGACAAAUCACAACAUACGACUCUUUUAAUCGGGGUCCUCCAUACUGUACGUGCAGACCCCUCGCUGUGCGUUGCGCCCCACGAUUCGUCACGUUUUUAAUGACAGGACGUUUCAUACGCUAUUUUUACCGCUAACUUAUUCCUAGCCCCUUCCUGCUCUGUCGCCGAUGAGAACAAAGUUGCGAAUUUCUCGAGUUGUUUGCAGAUUUACGUUUUUAUUAUGUUGAAUUUGGCACGAAAACAUAAAUUAUUGAGCAAUUUAUUUUAUAUUAAUUCAUAUUUGUUCACAAAUGCAUCAAAUAAAAUUCAAGUUUGUAUAAAAACUAUUUCAUAUAAAUUAAAUUCUGCCUAGUUCCCCAGUCUAGCCCUGCUUGUACCAAACCUUUUGUAUGUAUUGUUAAUAUUUAAUAAUCUACAGUAACAUUGAUACCUACCGCCAUUUAACCGAGCACCAAACCGUGACACUAUUACCUUUGUGAAUGUUUUUUUUAUUUGUCUUGAUAUUAUUGUCAUGACAUGAUUGUCUUCUUACACAUAUUCAAUACUGUAUCUGUCUUGCCGAACGAUUUCCUGUGAACACCAAGGAGCAAAAACGACUCUUCCGUCAUUUUUACUGCAUAUGUUAUUUAGUGUCAGGGGUGAGCUGGAGCCUAUCCUAGAUAAUUUGGGGCAAAAAAGUGGACUAAUCACAAUCAUAGAGUACGUUUAAACACAGAAUCUAAUCUAGUUAGUAGGGGUGUAACGGUACACAAAAAUUUCGGUUCGGUACAUAUCUCGGUUUAGAGGUCACGGUUCGGUUCAUUUUCGUUACAGUAAGAAAACAACAAAAUAUUAAUUUUUGGGGUUAUUUAUUUACCAAAUUUGUAAACAAUGGCAUUACAUACAUAUACACACAGGGUCCAUUGCCAGGGUUAAUGUGGUCAACAUAUAGAAAAUAAAAACUAAAUAAGAUCAGCCUCAGAAUUGGUUUCCUAACAAAACCUUUCUACAUAUAAAGUGCUUGUUUUGAUUGAUUGAUUGAGACUUUUAUUAGUGGAUUGCACAGUACAGUACAUAUUCCGUACAAUUGACCACUAAAUGGUAACACCCCAAUAAGUCUUUCAACUUGCUUAAGUCAGGGUCCACGUUAAUCAACAUUAAACUGCCUCAAAUUGUUGUUCCAAUUAAAUAAAACGACAAAACUUUUCUUCUACAUAUAGUAAGUGCAACAUUAAACAGUUUCAAGUCAACUCGGCCUCAGAUUAACUUUUCUUUUCCCCCCCAGCCUGGCUAACUUGGUAGUAAGAGGAUAUAUGGGCUCAUUGUUCUUCCACCAUAGAAGUGGGUCAAAAUUUAGUUUUUAAUGCAAUCUGGUAUUAAAUCUGCUGCUAUAAAAACUUUCCUUAUUGCUUUAGCCCUGCCUGACUUGCCAAGGAAAGGCUGCCCGAACGGGUUAGCGUGUUUGGCGUGUUGUCAGAAGCAGUUGCUGAACAAUGUCGGCGAACCUCCGUCCUCCGUUGUUGUAUCACGCAGCCAAAGUGUUCCCAAAGGGGAGAUGUUAACGAGUCUUCCAGCUCUGGCUCUUACAUGUUGUCCUAGCCCGGUCGCUGCCAGCAUGCCCUGUGUUGUGCCUCGCUCUGCAUUGUUUACACAACGUGCGGUACGCUACUUAAUAUGUCCGUGUGGAAACUUGUUCGGUACACCUCCGAACCGAACCGAAACCCCCAUACCGAAACGGUUCAAUACAAAUACACGUACUGUUACCAAACUGGAAUGUUUACGCUGACUUGGAAGACAUUUUCUGUCUCUCAGCCUGAAUUUGGAGCAGCUUAAAAAAAAAAAAAGUUGCAGCAAUAGUUGCAAUGUUUUUGUUUUUAUUAUAACUUUGAAUCAACUUGUCAUUUUAAUGAAUCUGCCAUUAAAGUUUCAAAAAAGCUGGCACAAGUGGCAAAAACACUCCAGAAAACUGGAAUUGUUUUUGGAAACUGUGGAUGUUGUCUUCCGGAACAAAGAGGAAACGUGUUAAAGGCGCAAAAGUGUAUUAGUGCCCAAGGCAUGGGUAACUUACACUUCUGUGAAGGCAACAUUAAUGUAUUAAACUAUUUUUUAAGUACUACAAAAUUGGAUAGGACAGCUCAAGUCAAUAUUGGGUUUUGUCUGUGGUGAUACCAUUCAACCUUAAAAAAUAAAUACUUGGAUCCCGCACCCUCCCCUCAGACUAGUGCUGAACAAUCCAGUUGCAAUCGGUUCAAUACUCUUGAAAAUACAACAAAAACCUGAUAAAUGAGAAUAUUUACAGAUCGUUUUGUUGUUCAGUCGACCAGAAGUCUUGUCAACAAACUGCAAACCACCUGAUGAAUGUAUUUUAGUACUGCCAUUUCUUUCUCUUCAUUGUAAACUUGAUAUCCUUUCUACAUGUACCGUCAAUACCAAUACUGUACCGUUGAAUCUGGUUGGAAGUGAUUCGAACAGUAGAUUAAUUAGAAUGUAUUUAUACUUAAAGAAACAAUACGACACAUUUAAAGAUGGUCACAUUUGAGCUUAAGCUGGACUUUGGCUUGGUGACAAGAACACUUCCCAUAAUUGGCUGAAUAUGUUAACCUGGAUGAAAAAUUAAGUGUGUUUUUGAAACAUUGUAAAUAUUGUACAGUUUAUAGUUCUGAUCUGCUUUGAUGUAAAAAUACAAAUUCCAUUCAAUGUCUUAUUUCUGUAUAUCAGAUCAGGCAAUUGGUAUGAAGUGUAAAUGAUGUAACGUUUUGGACAUUUGACAGCCGUUUUAUCUCUUUUGUUGGCUGUAAUCUUGACAGUGUAUGAAUUUGCUUUUUCAGAACUGUAAAAUAAAAUGUUUUUUGAGA
Nerophis ophidion (straightnose pipefish) is the source of this 8877-nucleotide messenger RNA. It is a transcript of the gene megf10, whose product is annotated as multiple EGF-like-domains 10. NCBI's taxonomy places the organism in Eukaryota, Metazoa, Chordata, Actinopteri, Syngnathiformes, Syngnathidae. Gene Ontology annotation, molecular function: scavenger receptor activity; protein binding. The transcript is spliced from 25 exons. The coding region runs from base 243 to 3617 and encodes 1124 amino acids. The record is from RefSeq and is a predicted model, not a curated record.